This is a messenger RNA of Meriones unguiculatus (Mongolian gerbil), 684 nucleotides long. RefSeq names its product keratin-associated protein 10-1-like. Gene Ontology annotation, cellular component: keratin filament. Bases 1 to 684 code for a protein of 227 amino acids. The record is from RefSeq and is a predicted model, not a curated record. Lineage: Eukaryota; Metazoa; Chordata; Mammalia; Rodentia; Muridae. The transcript is spliced from 2 exons.
AUGGCCGCCUCCACCAUGUCUGUCUGCUCUGACGCUCGCACCAACUCCUCCUGGCAGGUAGACGACUGCCCAGAGAGCUUCUGUGAGCCCAGCUGCUGCCAGCCCAGCUGCUGUCAGCCCAGCUGCUGCCAGUCUAGCUGCUGUGUCCCCAGCUGCUGUCAAUCUAGCUGCUGUGUCCCCAGCUGCUGCCAGUCUAGCUGCUUGUGCAGUCCCUGCUGCCAAUCUGGCUGCAGCAGCUGCUGCACACCCUCAUGCUGCCAGCAGUCUAGCUGCCAGCCAGCUUGCUGCACCUGCUCCCCCUGCCAGCAGUCCUGCUGUGUGACUCUCUGCUGCAAGCCUGUCUGCUGCACACCCAUCUGCUCUGGCUCCUCCUCAUGCUGCCAGCAGUCUAGCUGCCAGCCCUCAUGCUGCCAGCCAUCCUGCUGUGUGCCUGUCUGCUGCAAGCCUGUCUGCUGCACACCCAUCUGCUCUGGCUCCUCCUCCUGCUGCCAGCCAUCCUGCUGUGCUCCUGUCUGCUGCAAGCCCUGCUCCAGCAUGUCCCUGCUCUGCCGCCCCGUGUGCAGACCCGCCUGCUGCGUGCCCACCUCCUCCUGCUGUGCCUCCUCCUGCCAGCCCAGCUGCUGCCGCCCAGCCUCCUGUGUGUCCCUGCUCUGCCGCCCUGCCUGCUCCCGCCCCACUUGCUGA